UCCCGGAAGCCAGGCGGCGCAGGCGCGCACUGCUCUUCCUCAAGCGCGGGAGUCUUGGUUUUGUGGUGGCUUCGCUUUGGCCUCUCUGCCGCCACAGCCGUUGGUGGCUUCAUUUCCCGGAGACUUCUAGGCCAUCUGAGGCGACAUGGUUGCAGGCGACAAAGCAGCAGGCGGUGGCAAUGCAGGAACUGCCGCGACCUCCGGCUGCCUGUAGGCAGCGACCCUUUGGGCCCUCAGUCGCUCGGGCCUGCGCUUUCUUCCUGUGAAGUCGCCGUGCCUUUCCGCGAGGAUGAGCUCUGCCUGGGUAACUUCUUUCGAAAAGGAGCAUCUCUGGAUGUACCUGCAGGCGCUCGGCUUCGAGCCGGGCCCGGCUACCACUGCCUGUGGAAAGAUCGUGUCGCACACGCACCUCGGAGUGAACAUGUUUGAUAAACUGAACCGUGAUGCCUUUCAGAUAGUUUCUUAUUUUUUGUUUCAAACACUGGACCAGUCUCUCACCAAAGAAGUUUUCAAAUUUUGCUGGCCUCCAUUUGACCAAAAAAGUGAAACUGAAUUCCGGAAACAUUGCUAUGAAUGGUUAAAAAAGAUUUCUGCUGAGUGUGGAAGUAGCUUUCCUCAAGUUGUUGGCUCCUUGUUUCUUUCUCCUGGUGGUCCUAAGUUUAUUCAUUUGAUGUAUCAUUUUGCAAGAUUUGUUGCAGUAAGAUAUAUUAAAAAUAAUUCAAAAAAUUCAUCGUAUUUUGUACAGACAUUUAACCUAAAGCCUCAAGAUUUGCACAAAUGCAUUGCCAGAUGCCAUGUAGCACGUAACAGAUUUUUACAAAUUUUGCAAAGAGAAGAUUUUGUUACUCAAAAAUAUCAGGAAAAUGCACAAUUAGCAGUUAAGCAAGUUCGAAAUUUGAGAUCAGAAUGUAUAGAACUACAAAAUCAAAUAAAAAGCAUGGAACCCUAUGAUGACCAAAGUAAUAUAGAAGAGAAAAUUCAAAAGGUUAGGUCUUUGUGGGCCUCAGUGAAUGAAACACUCGUGUGUUUGGAAAAAGAGAGAGAAAUUGUUAGUUCAGUCCUUGGUCUUGUUAACCAAUAUGCUUUAGAUGGAACUGAUGUUGUUAUUAACAUUCCAACACUCUUACUCGACAAUAUUGAGAAACAAAUGUGUCAGUUCCACAUAGGAAAUGUUUACGAGUCUGGAAAAUUAAACCUGUUAACAGUUAUUCAGUUAUUAAAUGAAGCCUUGAAAGUAAUGAAAUAUGAACGUUGUCAGGCUGACCAAGCAAGAUUGACAAUAGACCUUCACUACCUUGAAAAGGAGACCAAAUUUCAGAGGGAAAGAUUAUCAGAUCUGAAGCAUAUGAGGUAUAAAAUAAAAGAAGAUAUCACAACUAUAAGACAAUCUAUUGUUGAAAAGCAAGCAGAAUGGCAUAAGAAGUGGAAGGAGUUUCUUGGUCUGUCUCCUUUUAGCCUAAUUAAAGAUGGUACUACAGCUGUGGAUCUUUUACCGCCUAUGUCUCCCCUUUCAUUUGAUCCUGCUUCAGAAGAAGUAUAUGCGAGGAGUAUUCUUUUUAAGUAUCCUGCUUCACUUCCAGAUACACCUAAGCAACAUAACCAAGAAAAUGGUUGCAGAAGAGAUAAAGAUGCUCUGGGACCUGUACAUGAUCUAACUGACAGCCCUGCCUCUUCUUUUCUGUUGCAGCCAGCUUCAUCAUUAGACAAAAACAAUGUUUCUCUACUUGAAAAGGACACAAAGAUGAGAACUCCCAAAGAGAAAAAUGAAAUAAUUUCUAAGAAAACAUCAGAGUUCGAAGUGGAAGAUUCUCUGUUACCAAAUAUUGCAAAAGAUACAGAGAGUAGUGCAUUUGGAGUGUCUGUGCCUGCCAACAGUGAUCCAUUCCAAAAAGAGCAAGAUCAUCUGGUAGAAGAGGUUGCAAAAGCAGUUUUAUCUGAUUCACCACAGCUCUCUGAAGGAAAAGAAGUAAAAUUAGAGGAACUGAUUGACUCUCUAGUUUCUAACCCCUUCUUAACAAGGAACCAAAUUCCCCGAACUCCAGAAAACUUAAUAACUGAAAUUAAGACCUCAUGGAGAAAAGCUAUUGAAGUGGAAGAUAACGGAAAUGUAGAACCAAUUCUAAUGGAUACUGAACAUAAAGAAGUAUUGUCAGAAUCUUCACCUGUGUUACAUGAUCAAAGAGAAUUUAGCAUGGCCUGUUUCCUCUCACCAACCACUGUGUCAGAUUUUGGUCCAUCUCAUUUGUCAGGAGAGAAAGUUGUUUCAGAUUGCCUUAGUGGUACACCCCAGAAGCAUCUGGAGACCCAUCCCAUAGGUGAAUCACCAGCACAAAAUCAGUCAGAUUUGUUAAAUAGGAAAAUAACUUGCAAACAAGAAGUGGGAUGUGUAGCUUUACCCACCAAACUUUCAGAAAGUAGCCAAAUAGAGACAUUUUCCCCUGCUGUAGGUGGUAGGACAGAUGUGAUGGGUAGCAGGGGAGAAGACUAUGUUAAAAUAUUGGACCACUCACAAACUUCUUAUGAUGAACCUUCCAUGCAUAAAACCAUGUUAUGGAACUCUUUUCAAAUAUCAAGUGGUAUUAGUUCCAAGAGUUUAAAGGAUAUGGAUUUUGGGAUAUUACAUGAAACUCUUCCUGAAGAAGUUGGUCACUUAAGUCUUAAUAGUUCCUGUAGUUCAGAGACUAGUUUUAAAGUGGAACCUCAGAGUCCUGCACACAGUGGCAUUUUUCCAGCAGAUACUCUGGGAGAAAGACGGACUACUCCAGAAUCAGACUUCAGUUUACAGGCUAUUUGCAGUAGUUUUGAGGCUCGGAAGAAAUCUCUUUCCAAGAAAAGAGAAGAAUUGUACCUCUCUACUCCUGAAAUACUUGAAAGACACAAACCAGAAUUGAGCCCUACUCAGCAAAACAUGCAAGCAGAUGAUUUGCUUAGCUUUCUGGGCACUCAUGAUUUGCACAGUGACUAUUCAAAACCAUCUUUACGUGUGUCCCUUGGUGAAAGAAAACGGUCUCUUUCACCACUAAUUAAGUUUUCUCCAGUGCAGCAAAGAUUGAAGAGCACAAUACCAUGUGGUCUUGGAGAAUUUCUGCCAAAUUUAAAAGAAGAAGAGAUCUUGGGAAAGAGCCUUGAUGCAGAAGAACCUCCAUCUGACUUGACAACUUGAAGCAGUUCCCAAUUAAUAUAACAUGAUGCACUUAAAGGGAAACUUUGUUAUGGAACAGAAACUGAUUUAUAACUUAAAUACACAUUGGAAGUGUAACAGUCUUUUUCAAGAUCUAGAAAUUGUAAAUGCUUUUUAGCCGUCUGUAAUGUUUUUAGGGAAAGAAAGUGUAUUUGGAUUUUGUCUUUGUAGGGAGAUGGGGUUGAGAUGUGAAACAGAAGGAAAGCAAAUGUCAAAGUUGUGGGAAACCAUUUUGACUUGAAUAAUCUUGAAAGUAUUAAGUAAGUGACAAAAGUAGUAGUUUAAAUUAUGGAAUUAUAGUUUCAGUUAAUUGAAAUAAGGAUGACUAGUUUUGGUAUACUUUAUUAAGUGGUUAAUAUAAUAGCCAUUGAAUAUACUGAUCUUUCAUUUUUAGAGAAACCACUUUUAUUAGAUCUUUAUGAAACAUUCUUGUCCUAACCCAAAAAAAGUGAGAAAAGUGGUAUCUUGGGAUAUGUUGGCAAGAUGACAGAUUUUAAAAUUGGGAAAGCUCUAAACAGGAUUAAUGAUUAUUCAAGUAGAUUGAUCCUGAGAAAUGGUGUUUGAUGGAAUAAAGUGCACGUGAAGAUAAAUGAAGAUGGGGGCAGGAUGAAUUUGUAAAAAAGGUGGAAGCAGGUGACUAGACACCUAAGGAACGUUAUCAACUUAUAAAUCCAUUCAGUGGGUUGUCCAUUAGAUUUGUAUUUAGUCUAAUUUAGACAUUGAGAGUUUAAUUUAAUCCUAGUUUUAUAUUUUAACAAAAAUAUAAAUUAAAAAUUAAUGAGCCUGUUUUGUUGUUGUUGUUAUUCUUUUGCAAGGUGGGGAUGCUGUUUUCAGGAACUUAGCUAGUUUCUAUUGUUUACUGCUCAAAGCCAUUAACAUUUUCUGCUACCUGUGCAGGGUUGGGGAAUGUCUGGCCUGCAGGCCAUAGAGGGCUUGCAAAAUAAUUUGGUCUAGUCCUGCCAAGGCAACUGCAGGCAAGACUUGAAGUUAACUAAAUUUAUAGCAGGCUAAUUUUUAAGUUGAUAAUGGCCCCUGGCAGAGAAAAAGUUCCCCACCUCUGCCUUAUAGAAUAGCCCCCGAAUAACUUGAGAGAACUGAAUGUGGGGUAAAAUAACUUGUAAUGCAUGUAUAGUCCGGCCUAACUGCAUGAUGCCCUGUAGCCCAGAAGUCUUGUCUGUAUCUAAGUGGACACAUGCCAUUGCCUUCUGUAAACCAAGUGGAAUGAAAUAGGCACUGCCAGGGUGAUGGCACAUAUAGUACCUUCUGUAGAGCCCUAGAUCGUAAACAUGAAAUAAAACUAGUAAUGAGAGAAUAGCUGGGAGUUCCAGAAGGAGACUGGCCUAAUAGUUCAUCUCUCUUCACUUAUCUCAGAUUGACUUUCUUUAAGUUGUUUGUUGUGUUCCAGUUUGAAGACCAGUCUUAAUGUAAGAAGAGAGAGAAGAAAGCACUUCAACUAUCCUUUUCGCUAUGGAGAAGAAAGAGGAAGAGAAAAUCUGAAGUGUUACAUUCCUUUAUUAAUAUAACAAAUUAGAGACUCUGCCACUUUACCAAGAAACCAUUCUCUAGUCUGCUUUAUGCAAAAUCAUUAUCCAAAAUGAGUGUGUUAGGGAGGAGAUACAUAUUAGCAUCUGAAAAGUGUGGAGGCCAUUGUUAGAUACUUAAUACAUAUUUCAUUUAGCUGUUGUAACUUUAAGAUUGCAGUUAUACCUGUUUUAAAAAUAAUUUACUGAGCUAGCAAGCUUAAAUGACUUUCUUUUUUUUUUUUUUUUUUGACAGGCAGAGUGGACAGUGAGAGAGAGAGAGACAGAGAGAAAGGUCUUCCUUUGCCGUUGGUUCACCCUCCAAUGGCCGCCGCGGCCGGCGCGCUGCGGCUGGCACACCGCGCUGAUCCGAUGGCAGGAGCCAGGAGCCAGGUGCUUUUCCUGGUCUCCCAUGCGGGUGCAGGGCCCAAGCACCUGGGCCAUCCUCCACUGCACUCCCUGGCCACAGCAGAGGGCUGGCCUGGAAGAGGGGCAACCGGGACAGAAUCCGGUGCCCCGACCGGGACUAGAACCCGGUGUGCCGGCGCCGCUAGGUGGAGGAUUAGCCUAGUGAGCCGCGGCGCCGGCCAUUAAAUGACUUUCUAAGAGAGGUUGGGUGUUUCGGCACAGGGGGUUAAGCCAUUGCUUGAGAUGCCUGCAUCCCAUAUUGGAGUGCUGGUUUGAGUCUCAGCUACUUGCUUCCUAUCUAGUUUCUUGUGAAAGUGCCUGGGAAGGCAGAGAUUAUGGCCUAAACACUUGGCAUUUUUCUUUUUUUAAGAUUUAUUUAUUUAUUCAAAAGGCAGAGUUACAGAGAGGCAGAUAGAAAGAGACAGGUCUUCCAUCUGCUGGUUCAGUCCCCAGUUGGCUGCAAUGGCCAGAGAUGGGCCAAUCCAAAGCCAGGAGACUGGAGCUUCUUCCAGGUCUCCUACGCUGGUUUAGGGUCCCAAACACUUGGGCCAUCUUCCACUGCUUUCCCAGGCCAUAGCAGAGAGCUGGAUUGGAAGUGGAGCAGCCAGGACUUGAACUGGUGCGCAUAUGGGAUGCUGGCACUGCAGGCGGUGGCUUUACCUGCUACGCCACAGAGCCGGUCCCAAAUACUUAGUUUCUUUUCUUUUUUUUGCCUCCUUCCCUCCCCUCCCUUCCUUCUCCUUCCCUUUCCCCCUUUUCCCCCUUUUCCCCCUUCCCCUCCUUCCCCUUCCCCUCUCCCCACCCCUCCCUUCCUCUCCUCUCCUCUCCCCUGCCCUGUUCUCCCCUUUCCUUUUCUUUCGAUUUACUUAUUUGAAAGGCAGAGCUACAGAGAGGCAGAGGUAGAGAGAGAGAGGUCUUCCAUCUGCUGGUUCACUCCUCAAAUGACUGCAGUGGCUGGAACUGCAUUGAUCAGGAGCUAGGAGCCUCCUCUGGGUCUCCCACAUGGGUAUAGGGGCCCAAGCACUUGGGCCAUCUGCUUUCCCAGGCUAUAGCAGAGAGCUGGACCGGAAGUGGAGCAGCUGGGACUCAAACCGGUGCCCAUAUGGGAUGCUGGCACUGCAGGUGACGGCUUUACCUGCUAUGCCACAGUGCUGGCCCCAAAAACUUGGUUUCUUACCACUCAUGUAGGAGAAGUGGAUGUUGGAGUUCUAGGUUACUGGAGUCAGCCUGGACCAGGCCUGGCUGUUUUAAGUAUUUGGGGAGUGAACCAGUAGAUGGAAGAUCCCUCUCUCUGUCACUCUGCCUUUCAAAUAAAUAUUUUUAAUUAAUUUAUUUCUUUGAAAGAGAAAGAGAGAUAAUCUUCCAUCCGCUGGUUUGCUCCCCAAAUAGCUGCAAUGGCUGGGAUUGUGCCAGGCUGAAGCUAGGAGCCAAGAGCCUCUUCUGGGUCUCCCAUUGGGCCAUCUGCUGCUUUCCCAGACUCAUUAGCAUGGAGCUAGAUUGGAAGUGGAGCAGCUGGUGCUCAUAUGGGAUGCUGGUACUGCAACGGGGGUUUAACUUUAUAUGCCGCAGUGCCAGCUCCAUAAAUAAUUUUUUUUUUUUUUUGACAGGCAGAGUGGACAGUGAGAGAGAGAGACAGAGAGAAAGGUCUUCCUUUGCCGUUGGUUCACCCUCCAAUGGCCGCCGCGGCCGGCACACCGCGCUGAUCCAAUGGCAGGAGCCAGGUACUUAUCCUGGUCUCCCAUGGGGUGCAGGGCCCAAGCACUUGGGCCAUCCUCCACUGCACUUCCAGGCCACAGCAGAGAGCUGGCCUGGAAGAGGGGCAACUGGGACAGAAUCCGGCGCCCCGACCGGGACUAGAACCCGGUGUGUGGCGCCACUAGGCGGAGGAUUAGCGUAUUGAGCUUCGGCGCCGGCCUUCCAUAAAUAAAUCUUUAAAAAAAUGGCUGUGUAAGAUGAUGGUCUAAAGGUCCAGCUGUUAGGGUCAUCUGAGUUGUAUUUUUUUAAAACGAUUUAUUUAUUUGAAAGAGAGAAGGAGAGACUGAGAGCGAGUGAGCUUCCAUCUGCUGGUUCAUUCCCUAAAUGGCCAUAAUAACCAAGGCUGGGCCAGGCUGAAACUAGGAGCUGCUUCCAGGUUUCCCACGUGGGUGGAUGGGCCCAAGGACUUGGGCCAUCCUCUGCUGCUUUCUCAGGCACAUUAACAGGGAGCUGGAUCAAAAGUGGAGCCAAUAUUGGAUGUUGGUGCUGCAGGCAGAGGCUUUAACCCACUUAGUCACAGCACUGGCCCCUGAGUUGUAUCUUUAAAAAUACUGAUCUAGGGGCUGGUGUUGUGGCUCAAUGGGUUAAGCCACAGCCUGUGGCUGUUCCCAUCCCAUAUGGGAUGUUUGGGGCUGUGGUACUUAUGUAGUUUAUCUGGAUGAAGUUCCUGGCUCCUGGCUUCUGCCUGGUCUAGCCAGAGCCAUUUGGGCUGUUUGGGGUGUGAACCAGCAGAUGGAAGACCUCUGUCUCUCCCUCUGUAAUUAUGCCUUUCAAAUAAGAAGUAAAUCUUUAACAAAAAAUGCAUAUCUAAAAUAAGGCUAGGGAAUCUGCAUUUUAUUAUUUAUUUUUUUAAAGAUUUAUUUAUUUGAAAGAGUUACACAGAGAGAGGAGAGGCAGAGAGAGAGACAGACAGACAGAAAGGUCUUCCAUCUGAUGGUUCACUCCCUAGAUGGCCGCAGUGGCCGGAGCUGUGCCAAUCUGACGCUAGAACCAGGAGCUUCUGGGUCUCCCAUGGGGGUGCAGGGGCCCAAGGACUUGGGCCAUCUUCUGCUGCUAUCCCAGGCCACAGCAGGGAGCUGGAUCUGAAAAGGAGCAGCCAGGACUGGAACUGGCGCCCAUAUGGGUUGCUGGCACUUCAGGCCAGGGUGUUAACCUGCUGCGCAACAGCGCCGGCCCUGGGAAUCUGCAUUUUAAAUAUGCUUCUCUAGUAAUUCUUACAAUCAGUCAAAACUUUGAGAACUGUGAGAUGAAGAUUCUUGCUUAGCUCUAAGUUACCUAUAAGAGGCAGGUACACUAAUGCAUCUAUUUGUAUACUUUUUUUUUUUUUUUAAGUUGAUUUAUUUAUUUGAAAGGGAGAGUUAGAGAGAGGCAGAGGCAGAGAGAGAGAGGUCUUCCAUCUACUGGUUCACUCCCCAAAUGGCCACAACAGCUGGAGCUGAGCCAAUCCGAAGCCAGGAGCCAGAAGCUUCUUCUGGGUCUCCCACAUGAGUGUGGGGGCGCAAGCACUUGGGUCAUCUUCCACUGCUUUUCAGGCCAUAGCAAGAGAGCUGGAUUAGAAGUGGAGCAGCCAGGACUCGAACUGAUGCCCAUAUUGGGUACUGGCACUACAGGCGGUGGCUUUACUUGCUACGCCAAAGAGCCAGCCCCUGUAUAUUGCUUUAUCAUUAAUUACCUGAUAAGAAAGCUCAAGUUCGCCAAUAAAGUAGGGGUAGUCCUUAAUUGCUGAGAAUCAAAAGAUCAAAUGGAGCCUGGUGUUUGGCCUAGUAGGUUCAAUUCCUGGCUCUGACUUCUGACUCGAGCAUCUGUCCAAUGAUAGGCUCAAGUAGUCGGGUCCCUGAUACCCAUGUGGUAUAUAUACUAGGAUUGAGUUCUUGGCUUCCUGGUCCAACCUUGGCCACUGGGCAUUUGGGAAGUGAAUCAGAGGAUGGAUACUGUCUCCGCUUCUCAUUUAAAGGGAAAAAAAAAGCCUCUGGACAUUGUGGAUUUGCAGAAACACCUUGUUAAAUAGUGAGUUAUACUUUACCUCCAAGCUUUUAACAUCUUUCCUUGUCCUUUGUGUGCCAGUACCAGAGGUGUUUCAAAUAGAUCCCUUACAUAAAACCACUGUGAAUGUAACUUUUCACCUUCAGCCUCUUUCCUACUCAGUAUCAUCUACAAAGUUGCCUUUUGACUAAGGAACUGCUUUGGGCUUGCUGCUUCCUUGCUUAAACUUCAUUUCUGGCUCAUUGAUUGCUAAUUCUAGAAUAGGGUUCCAAUUUAAAGGCAUAUAAGGUAAGGCUCCAAAAUAGGUUUCCUCUGUUCCUCUUUCUGUUCUGAUCUCCCAUUUCUUACUGAAAUGCUCAGUGAGCAUGGGUCUUUACAAAUACUGAUUCAAAAUUCUUCUGAAGCUGGAAUACCUUACCCUCCAUUUCUAGCUUAUAUUUAUAGCUCUCUUAAUGCUCAGAACAAAUCUCAAUUUCACCUUCAAAUCUUAAUCUGUCUAUACCCAUGUGCCUAUUCCUUUUCAGAAAUCUAUGCUUUAUCUUUACUGUUUUCACUCAUUUAGUAUUUUAUUAAUUGCUUUUAUAAUGUAUUUUUUCAUGGUUAUAUGUGAUCUCUAUUUACAUACAUUCCUGUGUAGACAUAUAUAUGGGGUGGAUAUAUCUACACAGGGGUAUACCCCAGGAGCCAUGUGGCCACGUGUUUAGCAAACGUUUAAGAUUGGAAUUGUUCUGCCUCCAACAUAAUGGCAAAAAUGUAACAGCAAAGAGGUCUAACUUAUUGCUGUAUUGGUUUUUUUCUCACAUUCAUAUCAGAUUACAUAAAAUGUGUUUUGUUCACUAUUUGUAAAGUGUAAAAGUGUGUAAACAUACUUGUACAUCAAGUUGAAAUCAUACUCAAAUGUCUAUUUUAGUUGUUUAAGGAGGAUAAGCAUGUAAUGUUGCUGAACAUGAAAAAUAUUAUCAAGUAGACCUUUAAAAAGUUGAAGUUGAACAUUUAGGGAAAUUUAACUGAACAAAAAUGCUGGUAUUUUGAAACUUUUUUUGUUUUUAAAAAAUGUUUAUUUUUUCAAAGAAAUGGCAGUAGCCAAUUGGAAACCUACUUAUUCUUCAACUCCAAUUUUGUUUUCUUUAAAUUUAGAAGUGACUUAGUCAUUACUAUUUUAAACACCCCCCUCCCCCUUUUUCCCCUUUAAAUGUUUACAAUCUACUCAUGCUGAAUCUUUCCAAGGAGAUUGCUUCAGCGUAUUAUCUCCAGGUCCUCACUUUGCUCCUUUUACCAAAAAGUGUAAAACACGAUCCCAUCAUGCAUCUUAGGGCUCCAGUUGUCAAAAAUAGGAAAAAAAAAUCUUUGGAAUAGCCAAUUAAGAUGAAUAGAAAAGUCCACACGAAUACAGUUUGGUUGGGGCAUGAAUCCACUCCUAUGUUCCUGGUAAUCUGAUCCCGCUCCAUGAAUCCUUGUAAUUCAUCCUCCCUAUCCUAUCCACAAUAUGAUUUGAAUCCAAUGAUCCAGCUCCAAGGAUUGGGAUCCAGUGAGCCCUCUCCAGUCCAAACCUUUAUAACUAGCAAAACCAAAACAGAGGAGGGAAAAUGUUAGAUACUGUAAUCAAAAAAGUUUUGAAACCUUUUGUUUACCAUAUUUCUUAACUAUUAAGUCAAUUUUAUCUAAAAGAAAAACAGGAAUUCUUGAGGUCUCUAUAAAAGCAAACUAGUUACCCCCUACUGAUUGUACUAAAAUUAAAGAAAAUAUGGACAUUUUCCUUAAAGUAUUUGCUAAAGAGAAUUUUUUUUGCCUUUAGAUUAUACAGUUGAUGUAGGGAUUACCUUUUUCAUGCACUAUGAAUGACAAGACCAUAACCUAAGCUUAAAUUAUGUCAGUGCUCUAUGGCACCAUUUAUACAUGUUAUAGAAAUCAAUGUCUUGAAUAAAUGUUCAAUGUCAUACCAUCUAGCUCUGGACUUUGCAUAUGAUAAAAAGAACUGUGCCAUACAAACCAUAAAGUGAUCACAUAAGAAUAUUAAUAACCUGGUCAAUAAAGUAAGAUUCAGUGAUUCAAGUAAGAAUAUUUUGUUACUGUCAUUUAGUUAUUUUAUUUACAACAUGUACUUUUGAAUGAUUUUAUAGGAUGAUAUUGAUACCAUCAAGAGUUUUCUCAUGUGGAGUCUGUUGCCACUGGUUCUAUUUAGAUGUACACCUCAACAGCUUCUGGCUCUUUAUAGGUAGGGAUCCUGUCACCCACAUCUGCUUGCUGUAAGAUAGCUAUUGCCAGAACUGGAAUAGGAGAUUUUAGGUCUGUUCUGAUUUCACUGUAUCACAUUUGCAAGUCCAAAUUAGGAACCUCAGAAACCUCCCUCAAAAGUAACCUAAGAAUCUUAUUUGGUGUUUAUCCAAUUCCCAGGUAAAUGCAAAGGGGGAAAGUUCCAGAGUGGGACAUUUCCUUGAGAGAAGUCACUCAUCUUUCUGGGCUUCAGCUUCCUCAGUAUGUAAAUUUGGAAUCAUGAGGGAAUAAUCUAAACUAAAAAAGCUAGGAUUUUUCUGAUCAGUUUUUCUGCCAAUGGAGAGAAUAGCGUGUAAUGGUUAGAAGGGGGGGAGUCUAGUCAGAUUGCCUGGAUUUAGCUUUAUCACCUAGUCAUACCAGUGCUGCCAUCUAUUAAAAUAGAGUUAAAAGUAACAUACCUCAUAGGUUGUGAAGAUGAAGUAAGAUAAAUGCACAUCAAGUGUUUAUGAAUACUUAGCGUUUACUGAGGGCUCAAAUAUUUAGACAGACUUCAGUCAUCUGGGGGAGGAAUGGUUCUGUAAGUGGUAAUGAUAGCAAACACUUUCCAUGUUGUUUUAAUAACCUUUAAGCAACCCUACUGGUAUUAUUCCAAGUUUACCAAUGAAGAAACAAGCAUAGUGUUAUUGAGAUCUGACUAAGUGAAAGGAUCUGAAUGCUAAUUCAAUUCAGGUGCUCUGGCUCCAGAGUCCAUACUCUUAACCAAUCUGCUGCAGCUGCCAUCAAGUACUGCCAAAGUGAUGGGGGGCUAUGCUCAUCAAAUCAAAUUUUCCAGCUAAGCAAUAACUGGGGGCAGUCAGAAUCUUUAGAUUUACAUAUUAAGCUCUUUGAAAUCAUUUCAACUAACACCAUAUUUUAAAUUGCUAACAAUAAAUGUUUAUUCAUAACUGAGGCCAAGAAGAAUUUAUAAAUGCAUUUUAAUACCUUGCUGAUAAAAUAGUAACAUUCCAUCUUUGCAAUCUGAUAAGGAAUACAGGAAGAUAUUGGUAAAGGCUUUGAUGUGCAUUACCUAUUAUAUUAUAUCCAAGUAAUCAGAAUACAUACACACAAACCACCUACUUUAGUGUUACACCAUACCAACUUCUCAGAGGGGCCAUCUUAAAGCUCUACUGGAUAGCUGAGUAAAUAGCUUCCAAUGUUUCAGGACUGGGGAACAGGGAAGAAAGAUGGAAACAGUAAGCAGCACACAUUUCAAAGCCCACUUUUAAGCACACAUUAUAUUAAAAAUAAAGGAUGCAAAAAAAAAAAAA
Messenger RNA from Oryctolagus cuniculus (rabbit), 12368 nucleotides. RefSeq names its product HAUS augmin like complex subunit 6 (gene HAUS6). NCBI's taxonomy places the organism in Eukaryota, Metazoa, Chordata, Mammalia, Lagomorpha, Leporidae. Gene Ontology annotation, molecular function: microtubule binding. The record is from RefSeq and is a predicted model, not a curated record. Gene Ontology annotation, cellular component: mitotic spindle microtubule; HAUS complex. Gene Ontology annotation, biological process: spindle assembly.